Molecule: messenger RNA, 1908 nt
Organism: Aspergillus mulundensis
Lineage: Eukaryota; Fungi; Ascomycota; Eurotiomycetes; Eurotiales; Aspergillaceae
Product: Amino acid transporter
Exons: 7
Coding region: 1-1908 (635 amino acids)
Biological process (GO): amino acid transmembrane transport
Cellular component (GO): vacuolar membrane
Molecular function (GO): amino acid transmembrane transporter activity
Source: RefSeq, a predicted model, not a curated record
AUGAGCCCCGACAAAGUCACGCCCGUCCCUGGUCCCGACCCCGUCGACACCGAGACGGGAUGGGAGCAGGACGAGAAGGACCAGGUUCCGCGCUAUGUCGACGCGUUUGGCGACGAGUCCAAUGCGGAGGUCAAGUACAAGACGAUGGAGUGGUGGCAGACGGGAAUGUUCAUGAUCGCCGAGUCCGUCUCGCUGGGCGUGCUAUCUCUCCCCAAAACCCUCGCGCAGCUGGGUCUCGCGCCCGCCCUCAUCCUGAUCAUCGGGCUCGGCCUCCUCGCCACAUACACAGGCUACACAAUCGCGCAGUUCCACCGCCGCUACCCGCACAUCCAGAACCUCGCCGACGCGGGCUUCAUCCUCAUGGGCGCAUUCGGGCGCGAGCUCUUCGGGAUCGGCCAGCUGCUGUUCUCCAUCUUCAUCAUGGGCUCGCACAUCCUUACAUUCAGCGUGAUGAUGAACACGAUUACCGAGCAUGGGACGUGCACGAUGGUAUUCACGACCGUUGGCUUUGUGAUCUGCAUGGUCGGCUCGCUGCCGCGCACGAUGAAGAACAUGACGUAUAUCUCGUGCGCCAGUUUCGGGAGUAUCUUCACCGCGGUGAUUAUCACGAUGGUGGGCGUUGGUGUGCAGGGCCGGACGUCGAGUAUCAAGGCGACGAUUGACACGGACUUGUUCCAUGCGUUUACGGCCGUCACGAAUAUCGUCUUUGCGUACUGUGCGCAUGUUGCGUUCUUUGGGUUGCUUGCGGAGAUGCGUGAGCCUAGGGAUUUUCCCAAGGCGCUGUAUAUGCUGCAGACGUUUGAGAUUAUUUUCUAUACCGUUGCUGCCGUGGUGAUUUACUAUUAUGCUGGCCAGACUGUCACCAGUCCGGCGUUGGGAUCGGCUGGGCCGGUGCUGAAGAAGGUUGCGUAUGGUAUUGCCAUUCCGACGAUCGUCGGCGCUGGCAUCGUCAACGGACACAUCGGUCUCAAGUACAUCUACGUGCGGCUCUUCCGCGGCACGAACCGGAUGCACGGGCGGGACUUCGUCUCUGUUGGGUCCUGGGUUGCUAUCGGUCUGACAUGCUGGAUCAUCGCGUGGAUCAUUGCCGACGCGAUCCCCGUCUUCAGCGACCUGCUCAGUCUGAUCAGCUCCCUGUUUGCUUCAUGGUUCUCAUACGGUCUCGGAGGCGUCUACUGGCUCCAUCUCAACUGGGGCCGGUACUUCUCGAGCCCGCGCAAGAUCUUCCUGACGGUGCUGAAUGUGUGCAUUGUGUUGAUUGGAGGGUGUAUGUGCGGACUCGGUCUAUAUGUCUCCGGCAAGGCGAUCCACGACGAUGCGAGCACGAACACUUUCUCCUGCGCCAACAAUGCUGAGACCCCAGAGCCCAGAGCGCCAACGCCCCGACCAAAGACCCUAGACCCUAGACAUCAUGCCCUCCUCACCCCUCCACCCCCCGCCGAAAUCCACCGCGCCGCAACAGCCGUCGCCAACGCCCUGACCCCCGGAAACCCCCAAAUACGCGCUCUCCCCGGCGCAACGCGCGCAACGCAAGAUAUCGACUUCGUCGUCCUGCGCGGCCAAACCCCCCCGGCCGCCGCGCGGCGCCUCCUCCGUGCCUCGCCGCACUUCACCGUCGAGCCGCGAACAAACCACACGGCAUUUAGGGAUGGGACAGGCACGGCCGUGGAGAUCGAGAUCGAGAUCCUGGCCCCGCCCGCGCUGUUCAGGGGGCCCUUUGAUGAGGACACGGAGGUUAUUAGUGUUGGGGGCGUGAGGGUUCUUAAGCCGGCGCUUAUUCUCAAUGCGAAGUGUCGGUCGAUUCUGGGGCGUUCUAGGGAGGCGAAGAAGCAUACGGAUGCGAAUGAUAUUAUUUUCCUGUUUGGGUAUUCCCUGUGCGCGGAAUCCGGGGCUGCUUCCGAGGGCUGA